CAACAAUGCGACCGCAAGAAGAAGGCAUGGCAGUUGAAGGAGGCGAAAAAGAGGUGUCGCCCAAUCUCGAGCUCCCGAUUCAGCCUACCACAAUCGUGCCGGCCCCAGCUAUCGCUGCACCACGUGUCUUUGGGAUUACCGAACUACUCGAGAUGAUUCUCGUCAACUUGCCUUUGGAAGACCGCUUUGUCAUGCAGCACGUCGACCAGCACUUCAACGCCACAAUCGCUCGAUCAAAGAAACUGAAGAGCAUCAUGCAUCUCGAGUCGCAGAAUAUCCCAGGCGACCAGAUCCCGUUAUCACGCGAGCUUCUCGACUCCGAGGUUUACGAGCUCAAUUCCAAUAUAGGCAAGGACACUGCACUGGAACACGCACUGCUCCAAGUCGGAAUACGCCACAGACAUCCCUAUUUCAAGAUUGGCAACCGUCUUGAAGUAUGGAGCAUCUUUGAAUAUGACCGUGAGCUCGCAGAUGAGACUCCUGAGCCACAGCCAUCGUGGACGCGUGUGCGCAUAGGCAAGGGUGGCUUCCAUCUCAGAGCUGCCAGUUUCCUGAGGUCGCCCGUCAAGAUCCAUGACACAGACCGACUCGGGGAAGACGCGACACUGGGAGAUAUCCUGGAUCUUUUCGAGAAGCAUCGGAAAUGUGAACGACAGCGGGUUUGGGUCCCGGUCGGAGGGAGAGAUAAGGCGGUACUGGAAGAGGAUGAGGAAGCUGUGUUGAAGUUUGAUCGGAGCAUCGAAUUCGACAAAAUUACCCGUUCUCCUCUGCCUGGCACAAAUUGACUGGAAGUUUGUGGUAUAGUGGAACUGGAGAAGCGAGGCAGACGUCUCCUGGCUUGGAUGUUGUCGGUUAUGUCUGGCGAUUCAAAGGUGCGGUGUUUGGUCGAGCUCGCCCAGGAAAAUGGCUCAUUUGC
Molecule: messenger RNA, 916 nt
Organism: Cercospora beticola
Lineage: Eukaryota; Fungi; Ascomycota; Dothideomycetes; Mycosphaerellales; Mycosphaerellaceae
Source: RefSeq, a predicted model, not a curated record